AUGACUUCUUCCCCUCAGGAGGUGCCGUUGCACGCCAUCGAGAGGACGCCCGAAUAUGAAGACUUCAUGACCAAGCUGAGAGACUACCAUGCAAAGCGAGGCACGACGCUGGAUCCAGAACCCAAGGUUGGCAUGAUCCACCUGGAUCUGUACAAGGUCUUCAACCACAUUGUCGCCAGCGGUGGAUACGAUAAAGUUUCGGAGGAGAAAUUGGCGUGGCGGCGCAUGGCAGCUGAGCUUGGCCUUCAUUCAAAUAACGAGGCAUCGACGGCCUUUGCUCUCAAGGAAAAGUUCUACAAGAACCUCGCCGCAUACGAAAUCAGCACAGUCCAUGGCAAGGAGCCGCCGCCCAAAGACAUUCUGGAAGACGUCACAGCCAAAGGCGCAAGUCUGUUGACACGCACGAGAGAAAACUUUCGCGGCAAGCGGGAGAGCAACGUCGGAGCUACAGACAGCGCUGCGUCUGGUGAUGACGGCACUCCGACCCAAGAACGACCAGCACCAGACCCUGCUGCAAGUGCUCGAGCUUCCCGCGGUCUUCGCGAGGCUCCUCCUCAACGGGUCAUCUUCCAGCCCGAUACAGGCCCGGCCCGAUCUACAAGACAGGCCUCCAACCAGCAGGCAGGCAACUCGGCUUCGCCAGCGGUAAACCACGUACAUCAGAACGCUCCUCAUCAUCAAUCUGCCCAUCCAAUGCCACUUAUGGCAAUCCAUAACAACUCACGGGGGCCUUCGAUCCUACACCACCCUCCAAACUCCGAAAACACAUCACAUUUGGUAACAUCCUACCAACCGAAGCCGAUGAAGCCGCUUCAGCUGCGUCCCGUGGCAACUCCGAGCAACACGCCGAGCGAGUUCUUUAAAGCCAAGCUACCGCAUCGAUUUGCCCUCGAUCCUGCCAACAGACAGCCCAUGCAACCCGGCACUGGUUUUGAUGGCCCCAACAUUUAUACCCGAUGCCUAAAUGCUCUCCGUUCUUGUGUCCCCGCGGAGCAGGCUUUUGCGCUCAAUCACCUGGUGAAGAUAUCAUUUGAACGAGGUGAUAAGUACAAAUUCGACUCUUUCCCGGGAUUGGCCGAAGGCCUUGUGGAGAAGGCGCUGCAGAUUGGCAACCUCUUCUACCAUGUCAAUUGGACGGUUUCUUGGGAUUCUUUCGCCGAGUCAAACGACAUUGGCUGCCUAGAUGGCAAUUACGGCACACAAGACAUCCUAGAACGAAUCUCAAACUUGGUCGAGCGAGACAUACCAGAUGUCAUCCAAACCGAAAAGUUUGCCGAUGAAAUGGUAUUGACAACCGAGGCCAUUCUCACUAUUCGAAACAUGGUGACGCUGCCUGAAAAUGCGCAAAACAUGUCCGACUUCUACCCCAUAAAGGACCUGAUAUGCAUCCUUUUACAUCUACCGGCAAGAGACUCGCUUACCGAGGUCAAGCAUCUUGCUCUUGACAUCGCAGAGCAGCUGACACCUUUCAUGGCUCUGGAAUCCGACGACCCCUUGUACAAGACACUCUUGGCCCAGUUGUCAUCAGAAGACAGAGGAACCAUCCUGACAGCACUUCGCGCCCUUGGUCGCAUUUCUGUGAAUCUGGAGGCGACAAACAAAUUGGGCGAAGUGCCAAGCACAACACUGCAACGGAUCGUGAACUGGCUUUUGCUAAACGAUGACGAGCUCAUUGACGCCUGCCUCGACUUUCUAUACCAGUACACGGCUGUUGUGCCUAAUCUCGACAACUUGGUACGAUCUAUCGUCCCCGACAAUCUUGUUCAGCAGCUUGUUCGCCUAUUAGCACACGGGGCCCGCAAAUAUACCAGAGAAUAUACAGUUAUCCCAGAGCAGAGGUUACCAGCAAAGGACGAAAUUGCGCCAAUGCCCAAUGACUUGCUCCAGGAAAUGCUGAAGCUAGAAGAACCGGACCGGGUUCACCAAUGGGUCAAGUGCUUUUUCGAGGAAGACAACCGAUCCUUUAUUACCCAGCUUGCCGCAUGGCAGGCUUAUCAGUCGGCAUUUGCCACCCCGCUGAAGGCUAUCAACCAACCCAUGAUCACCCCGGCAGACUUCAUUAGAAGCAGUACGUCUGUUUAUAAGGAUUCUAAUGCCCAGGUGCUUCGGGAACCUGGUGACCCCCAGCAAAAAUUCAUCAUUCAUGGUAUUCGCGCUCGACCACGGCCCCUCGCAUUCGACGGUACCGAAUAUGGCCGCUGCUUAUGGGCCAUGAACCCCGAAAAGAAGAAUGAAAAGUGCGGCCACUUUUAUCUCAAGCAAGAGGAAAUGUGGAACCAUAUCCUCACGGCACAUCUGAAUGAACAAAGGGGCGAAAAUGGACAGUUCCCCAAUAUCGAGAAGGAGUAUCAAUGCACCUGGGCUGAGUGCACAAAGUACGAGAAACCGACAAAGAUGCAUCUGCAGACUCUCGCGCAGCACAUCUCGACGCACAUUUCAACCAUGAUCCCGAGCCCCGGUUCGUUGAACAGGCGCCCGCGACACCCCUGGGUCAUUCCCGCGAAGACGAUGAGCAUCGUGCUGGAAGAGACUCCGACGUUUCGUGAUGAGCGGAUGCCCGAGGCGCCUCCCCAGGCUGGCGGCAUCCCGCUCAGUGCCGUGUUGGUGCUCCGCAACAUUGCUCGUAACGUGGUCAAGACGGAGGCCGAGGAGGAGCUUCUUAAAGAACAGUCUAGGACUUUUGAGAAGGGGGGAUGGAAUGAGAAGCUCUUCCGGCCUCACUUGACUCAGUUGCAUGGCAUUUUGGCGGAGAAUCUUGCCAUGAGCCCAUAUAUUGCAUCGUUAUUGGAGCUGAUCAUUCCGGUGCCGGAUGACCGCGAUUAA
Messenger RNA from Trichoderma harzianum CBS 226.95, 2823 nucleotides. RefSeq lists its product as hypothetical. The coding region runs from base 1 to 2823 and encodes 940 amino acids. The transcript is spliced from 3 exons. The record is from RefSeq and is a predicted model, not a curated record. Gene Ontology annotation, biological process: regulation of DNA-templated transcription. Gene Ontology annotation, molecular function: DNA binding. Lineage: Eukaryota; Fungi; Ascomycota; Sordariomycetes; Hypocreales; Hypocreaceae.